UUAUUGUUACAGAAAUUUUCCCAGCCCUCCCAACAAGAGCUGCGUGUCAUUCAAGUCACAGCCAACCUGCUGCCAUAAAAAAAAACAAAACAGCUGGAGGGUUUUAGUGCAGCUUUACACGGAAGCCGGUGUUACUUUGUUAAACAUGGCUGACGACUUUGGCUUUUUGGCCUCCGACAACGGAGUUCAUGCAGUGGAAGAUCCGGCCGCGGCGUUUCUGGCCCAGCAGGAGAGUGAGAUCGCCGUGAUAGAGAACGACAGCUCCGGAUUCGGUGCUCUGGAGGACGGCGGACCUACGCCCGCGAACACGUACACGGCGUUCGGAGGUGAUUUUGGAGAAGCACCAGCUACUGCUUUAAACGGAGAUAUGUUUCAAGAAACCAACGGCUCAACUGACAGCUACUCCGCCAUUGCUCAAGUCGACAUACAGAGACAAGAACCUGAAAGCCUGCGCAAAUGGAGGGAGGAACAAAAGGCUCGGCUGGAGGAAUUAGAUGCAGCUUCUACAGCAGCUGAGGCUGUGUGGAGGGAGAAGGCCCGGAAGGAACUGGAGGACUGGCAUGUACACCAGACUGAACAGAUGGAGAAGAAUAAAGCCAACAACAGGAUCGCUGAUAAGACUGUCUACAAACAGCCCAACUCUGAUGCCAUAGACUUUGUAGUGUCAGAGGAGGCCUUCCUCAAGGAGUGCGAUGAUGACAGUCCUGGAACAGAAUGGGAAAAGGUGGCCCGUCUAUGCGACUUUAACCCCAAAACCAGCCGCCAGACUAAAGACGUGUCUCGGAUGCGCUCCGUUCUUAUUUCUCUAAAACAGACGCCUCUGCUUCGCUAACAUAACUCCCUCUUGGAAUCCCCAGGCUCUCUUUCUUGUUCCCUCUUGCACUUUAUUUUAGUGAGGCUUUUGUGGUUUUAAAAAGGGUCAUUGAAUGUGUAUGCUUCACUGUAUUUAAACUUCCUAUUUAAAUACCCUGGUGUUUUGCAAUGUCAGAAGACUUUUGCUGUUUCAUAUGUUGAAGAACAUAAGUGUGCCUCGAUCAUCUGAAUACAAAUCAAGUUUUUCUCUUAAUCCCAAUAUACAUGAAAGGCAGCAGAUUAGUAAGUAAAAGUAUUUUGGUUAGCUUAUGAGUUAUUUUCAUGAUUGUCGGGUUAUUUGCAAUGCCCACAAACCAUUAGACAGCAUAACUUCACUGGAACCAGUAUCUGUCUUUAUUGCCUUGUAAAACAGAAAAUGGAAGUGUUUGGUUACAGUCUGCACAGGGACAGUUUAGUUACCAUCUCUCACCCGAUAUAGUAUUUUUUUUUCUACCAUUUAUUUGUCUUCUUAAAUUGAAUGUCGUGUUGUAAUCAGUAUCUGGGUUUUGGCAUUAUCUGGUUUUGUUUAUUUUCUGUUCACUGCCAAGAGGGAAGUUACAUUUCUGAGCUUGCCAAGGAUCUUGUUUUAUUCUAGCUCAAUUUUCAUUAUUCAAAUCGUUGAGUGCAUAAUUUAAUUCAAUGUGCAUGUUGCCCAUAAAAGCUUCUGGUAUACUUUAAAUAAAUAUUUUACAGGAGAAUUACUCCGAUUUAACCUGCUAAUAUACCACUGCACAGAAAUCAUUCAUGGCACAUUAAAUAGCGGUUAAUGUUUUCUGUUAUGUUACUAUAUACAUAAGGGACUAAUAAUAAUAAGUUUGAACCAUGUGCUUGAGUUUGUAAUUGUGGCCUUGGUCUACAGCAAUGAAUCCUGUCCCUAAACUUUCUCACCGAGACAAUUACUGUCUAUCUGUAGGCCUACAUCAUUCAAAGCUGCCAAAAGUGCUAGAAAUAAAACGUAGCACAGUAAGAUAAUGCAGGUAGUUUUAUUUUUACUUAAAAAUGCUGCGAUUUAAACAUGUACUGCUUUUUGUAGUCCAUAUGAAUUUGUAAUCCAUCUUAUUGCUUCACAGAACACAUAUACAUGUUACAGAUUAUUUGAAUAAGUGAGGAGGCCUUCUUUCUAUUGAAAAUUUAAUUUUUGUUGGCUUUUAAGAUUAAACCUUAGUUGCAUAUUAGAACAAAUAAUGGUUAAUAGCCAAAGAAACCAACUGUAUGUUUUUGACUGCUUCAAAUAAACUUUGGGUUCUAAUUCAACAA
Carassius carassius (crucian carp) is the source of this 2109-nucleotide messenger RNA. Its product is annotated as clathrin light chain B-like. Lineage: Eukaryota; Metazoa; Chordata; Actinopteri; Cypriniformes; Cyprinidae. Gene Ontology annotation, molecular function: structural molecule activity; clathrin heavy chain binding. Gene Ontology annotation, cellular component: postsynaptic endocytic zone cytoplasmic component; clathrin coat of trans-Golgi network vesicle; synaptic vesicle membrane. The record is from RefSeq and is a predicted model, not a curated record. Bases 146 to 832 code for a protein of 228 amino acids. Gene Ontology annotation, biological process: clathrin-dependent endocytosis; intracellular protein transport; clathrin coat assembly. The transcript has 7 exons.